Messenger RNA from Quercus robur (English oak), 3680 nucleotides. RefSeq lists its product as uncharacterized. The transcript has 2 exons. The record is from RefSeq and is a predicted model, not a curated record. NCBI's taxonomy places the organism in Eukaryota, Viridiplantae, Streptophyta, Magnoliopsida, Fagales, Fagaceae. Bases 675 to 3677 code for a protein of 1000 amino acids.
CCUGUCUUUAAAAGCCGUGUGUAAUGGGUAAUGGGGGAAAGUGAACGGUAGAACCUCACUUCAGCCAUAAGCAUCGAAAAAGAGAAAAAACUAAAAACAGAAAGAGAGAUGGAGGAUGAGAUCCAACACUUUAGCCAUAAGCAUCAUUUACGACUAAAGAAUAAGAAGCCCUAUGGAUUUAAUGCACAUUGCGCUGCAUGUUCGGGUUAUCUCUCUAGCGUCGUCUAUUCUUGCAAAGAUUGUCGGUAUUAUCUUCAUACAGAAUGUGCCAAGUUGGAGGGUGAGAUCGAACACUCGCACCAUCCAUUUCAAUCUCUAAAGCUGCACGUUAUUGUAGAUGAUGGGCAUUUCUAUUGCAAUGUGUGUCAUAAGUAUCGUGAGGGCUUCAGCUACCGUUGCACCGACUGUAAUUUCAAAAUGGAUCUUUUAUGUUCACUCGAAUCAGAGAUUCGGUUACCAAUUCACGACCACAAGCUAAAGCUACAGGUUGGUGAUACUGACACUGAACCAUCCUUUUUUUGCGAUUUCUGUCAUACCGAAAGUACUGUGCAGCGUGCCGAAAAGUGUGCGACGGUGCUACCUAUUGUUGCAAGCCAUGUUAUUUCUUCCUUCACGAAUCAUGUGCCGAGUAUCCGACAGAAAUCAAUCUUUCCUUGCAUUCAGAUCAUCCUCUUAUGCUAAGCAGUACUAGGAAAGAGAGGGAACGCUGCGAUUUCUGCAACCUUAUAUGCCAAGCCUUAACCUUCCGCUGUGACUCGUGCAAUUUCAAGAUUGAUUAUUUAUGCGCCCGUAUGCUCGUUGAUCAUUUCAGCCACCCCCGUUCCCUGUUCCGACACAACAGCAUUCUAACCGGUGGUACUGGUAACGCUAACUGCUAUGCGUGCCGGGAACAGCUCUCAUCCUCUAGUCAAUCCUACGAAUGCUCUGAUUGUGCUUUCUAUCUCCAUGAAUCAUGCAGUCGAGAUCUCAUCGAACAUUAUAGACACUACAAGCAUAAAAAAAAUCACUUUCACAACCAUCCAUUGGAAAUCGUUUACUAUGAUAGAAAUGUCACCGGCGUUGUUUGUUGUAGUUUAUGCCGUAAAUGUUGCUUUGGGCCUACCUACGUUUGCUUCCUGUACAACUUCUUCCUGCAUGAGUCCUGUCUAGAGCUCCUGGGAACAAAUACAAUCAGUCAAAAUUCCUUCCAUAAGCAUCCACUGAUAAUCGUUGACAAUAAGGUUAAUGAUUCUACUAGCUCUUUCUUUAUGAAUAAUGAUUUUCCUAGUUGCUCUGCUUGCGGUGAACCUUGCUUUGAAAAAUCCUUUGCUUGUUUGAAAUGCAAGUUCUUAAUCCACGAAUUAUGUCUUCAACUGCCCCAUGAGAUUCAGCAUUUCUUCCAUCCAUGCCCUCUAUCUCUACAACAGGAGACUACUAACUUUACAUGCAGAGCCUGUGAAAAAAGUCGCUCCCAGUUUGCAUACUGUUGUAAUAGAUGCCACUUUUUCCUUGAUGUUGAAUGUGCCCUAAUGUUCACUAGAAAUUUUGAAGGCAAAAACUACAUUCUAAGUUACUACCACCAUCACCCCUUGAUCCUCUGUAAGAAGGAAAGUAAUGAUCAUGUAGUUUCCUGCGAUGGAUGCAAUCAAGUCAUCUCUAGUGAAAUAUACGGUUGCAUCCAAUGUAAUUUCUAUCUCCACAGAUCAUGUGCUGCAGUCCGACAACAGAUUGAACAUCCUUUUCAUCCAAAGCACACUCUCAAUUUGUUUUUUGAUGAAAAGUUGUUGUGCACAGCCUCAAUUUUAAAAUCCUUGGAUAAGGGGAAAGUGAAAUAUUUGAGGCACAAGCAUUUCUCAAUCCACGAUGACAAGGAGAAUGAAGUAUGUGAGAAACACGUUUGCAGUCCAUCAUAUGAAUGCAUUAGAUGCAAAUUCUUCAUCCAUCAAGAUUGUAUUGAACCUGUAGAAGAAGGGCAACAUCCUUUUCAACCGCAUGAUAAUGAUAGUCUAAUUGGCGUAUCAAGAAAAACUCUUCCUAGAAAAAAAUUUAGAUGUGAUGCUUGUUCUUGCAAGAGUUGCUUUGGCUUUUCCUAUCGUUGUGAAGAAUGCAACUUUAAGUUGGAUGCUAAUUGCGCUUCAUUAAAGCCUACAACGAAGUAUGAAGGUCACAAGCAUCUUCUUUCUUUCUUCGAGAAAGUGUAUGAUGACCCUCAGUGUGAAGUUUGCAAAACUAGCUAUUCCGAUGUCUCGUAUUUGCGAUGUGUAGAGUGUGACUUCAAUGUCCAUCUCUUGUGUGUUCCACUGCCGAGUACCAUUAAGCAUAAAUGUCAUAUCGAUCCCCUUUACCUUAGAGAUUAUUUUGUGGAAGAUUAUUCAGGUGAGUACUAUUGUGAUGCUUGUGAAAACAGUAGAGACCCACGGGAAAGUGUUUAUCACUGUGCAGAAUGCAGCAACUAUGUGGCACAUAUGAAUUGUGUGAUUGAUGAGGUGUUACUUUCACUAAGAGGGAAGCGUGGAGAUGUGGAGUUGAGAAUAGUGGAUAGACACAAAAUUGAUGAGAAGAUAUCAAAAAGAGGCUUGACCUUAAAAGAAAUAUUUAACUCUUCUAAUGAAGAUGAGAAAAGGGAAUUCGAAGAUGCAGAAGCUGCUAUUGUAGAUUUGGUUGGAGCGAUAAUGUCUAAAGCUGACUCUGGGAAUAGGGAUAGUCUUCUUGAAGAUUCGGUAAAUUCAGAUGAGAAAUUCAUACUGAUUUUAAAGAAUCUUAAGUGUCCUAUGACAGCGGAGGGUAUUUUAAGUUUGGAAUUUUUGAAAUUUGAGUUGGAACUUGCAAAGUUCAGGAACUACAUGGUCUCUCAGAACUGUGCCCAUAUUCUAGAGUCGUUAUUUGUCAAAUACAGGGAUUUCUGUGCAAGCUCCACUUCAGAUGAGACAUUCAUACCCACUUUAGAGAAUCAUGGUCAUAGUAGUCGAGAGGAGAAAUUUUCGAGAAGGAGAUUUUUGAAAUUGGAGUCAGAACUUGUAAAAGUCAGGGACUACAUGGUCUCUCAGAACUGUGCCCAUAUUCUAGAGCCACUAUUUGUCAAAUACAGGGAUAUCUGUGCAAUCGCCACUUCAGAUGGGAGAUUCAUACCCAUUUUAAAGAAAAUUAAUCAUCCUAUGAGAGAGGAUAUUUUGAAUAUGACAUUUUUGGAAUUGGAGUCAGAAGUUGUAGAAGUCAGGGACUACAAGAUCUCUCGGAACUGUGCCCGUAUUCUGGAGUCCUUAUUUGACAAAUACGGGGAUAUUAGUGCAAGCUCCACUUCAAAUCCAAGGACAAAGAUGCGUGUCGUUAACAUUGUUGGUGGGGUUACACAAAACAUGUGCAACACCAUGGUUAAGGACAUCACUCCUGAUUUACUUUUCAAUUGGUGGAAGAACUUUCAACUUGCGCAGCAUGUUGGGUUCAAUGUUCAGUUUGCCUUUGACCAUUUGUAUAGACUUGCGCAAGCACAGUUUCGUAUGGAUUGUGAAUUUGAAGCUAACCAGGACCUUCGUUUUUCUCAAAAGGAGAUUGAGGACCUACCAACUAAAUUGGAGAUCCUCAAAAAUAAACAAAAACAGCUUAUACGAUCUAUAAAAAGAAAAUCAAUAUUAGAGAAGGAACGCUUGACUCAAGACAUGGAAUCAAGGUUGAUGCCUGCAGGGAUGGGUUUGCUGUGAUAG